UUGGUUAGUGGUUUAGUUUUUAUUUUAAUUUUCUACAUUUUAUUUUCUUCUCUUUUUCUCUACUAAUUUGUUUAUUUAGUCCUUGUAUUUCAUAUUUUUGCUUGUCAAUUUUUUUUCAUACUAACUUAGUCUAAGUUAAUUUAGGGUAGUAUAAAAAAAUAAAAAAUAAAAAAUAAAAAAAAAUUCUAGUGGUGGGAUGACAUUGAGGUUUUGAGUGAUUCGUGCAUGCAUGCGAUAUUUGAUAAGUAUUGAUAUAAUAGUUCCACGUUUUUGUUUGUGUUGGUUGUAUUAUUUUGUUCAAAUAUGUCUCAUCCCGCCGAGCACCCAAACGGCCUUGCAAUGCCAACAUAGUAGCUCGGGAUGUGCCAACUGACAUUUGGGCCAAUAAAGAAAUUGCCUCAAACACACCAUUUGAUGUGGACUUCUUUCAGCGCCACCAACCCAUUGCGUGAAGUGUCCGACAACUUGAAAACCGAGGCCUACUGGGCAUCUGAACUGUCACUGAACUGGCGUAUCCUCACAUUGUGCGAGUCUUUUAUCAGAACAUGAAUAUCAAUGACGAGGCCUCGGGAGCUCUUAUGUUCGUUGUUGAUGGAGUGAAGUUAGUGAUCACACCAGCUUUCAUUGCCGAGGUUCUCCAUUGUUCCAUGGACACUACCAAUGUAGAGCAGUUCCCUGUGUUUACUCAAGAACUCACAGUCCCAGCACUAGUGAUUGAAUUUUAUGAGGGGCGACAGGAUGAUGACAACCGCACUAGUAUCUGUCGAGCUAACUUACCGCGCUGCCUCAUCUUCCUUGAUGUGGUUAUAAAAAAGAAUGUCAUCCCUUUAGGCUACAAGGAAAAACGGAGAGGAGACUUCCUCCGUGCCUUGCAUCGAUUUGACUUUGGGUUUUUGGUUGAUAUCUCUAUUUUGAUCUUCAACCAGAUGACCCGUAUCCUUAAUGAAGUCAAGUUGCGCAACACCCGAGGCGGUUCUACAUGGGCCCUCCCUUUUGCCAACCUCAUUGCUGCACUCAUAAAAGGCCAAAAGACAUACCCACUCGAACCCACUGAGGUUCAGCUUCCGCCGCCAACGCUUUAUGGUAAAACCCAAUGGCGCCUAAUCACUGCUCUCCUGCCGCCUCCACUACUCAUCCCCGAUGCCCCGACCAAUCCUAAUAAUGUUCUAGUAGAGCCCGCUGCCGCGCCAGCACCACCGUUAUUUCGUAUUACACGAGCACAAUAUCAAGCUCUUUUGGAUAAUCAAGCUGCUAUUUAGCAAUUUGUGGUUGAUCUUUGGGCAGACUAUCAGGCAUAUUGGGAUUGCUCACAAACGGUGCUUGAUGGGUAUCAGUAGUCAGUUGCAUCUCUACAAACUGACUUUUACACAUACCAAGAGUCGAGCCAGGAGCGGUUUGAUCAGCUUGGCACUAGGGUUCAUGAUGAGGCAUUCGAGACUCGGACGUUGAUGCAUGCCUUAUUUGAGCAGCAUUUUCCACCACCGCUGGAUCCAAAUCAGUGAUAUGCAUUCUAGUUUCUUUGUUUCAUUUCUUCAUUUCUUUUUUAUUUUGUUUUAUUUUAUUUUUCUUUUCUUUUUAUACUGUACAUUCAAAAAAAAAAUGUGUGUGUGUGUGUGUGAGUGUGUGUGUGUGUUUGGUUCGUCCCUGCCUCGCUGGAUGUGCGCCUACACCGUUUGGUAAGAUCCUUUCUCUCUCAUUUUACUAUCUACUUUACAGUUGCUUACAUUGAGGACAAUGUUGUAUUCCAAUUAGGGGGUGAGGGUAUUUACAAAAACAAUUAAUGUUUGUACUUGCUGUAAUUGAUUGCUCCACUUCACUUGAUGUUCACUUUGUGCCAGUAUAGUAGUGAUAUAAACAUAUGUUAACUGGGGAACAUAGUGGAUUUGCAUGAAAAGAGUUUAUUGGGUAAAUACUCGCAUGUGAUGUUUGCACUAAGAGAGUUGUUUGUGGUAUUAGUACACUUGUCACGAUUAUGUCUUGAUUCACAUGAACACACUUUUAUAGCUAUGAGCUCUCUAUUCUAAUCCCUGGUAUACAUCAUUGAUAAUUGCUAGUGUUGCAAAAAAGAAUAAAUGAAUAGCCUCGAUUCUCACAAAAAAAUUAU
Messenger RNA from Camellia sinensis, 2104 nucleotides. The record is from RefSeq and is a predicted model, not a curated record. NCBI's taxonomy places the organism in Eukaryota, Viridiplantae, Streptophyta, Magnoliopsida, Ericales, Theaceae.